This is a messenger RNA of Symbiodinium necroappetens, 1821 nucleotides long. NCBI's taxonomy places the organism in Eukaryota, Dinophyceae, Suessiales, Symbiodiniaceae. The record is from the annotation of a GenBank genome assembly.
AUGGCAGCAGAGACGGAGAAGUAUUCCGGGUUGCGGCUCGCGGACAGAAAAAUUGCAGCCAAACGCUGGGAUGAGCUCAUGGCCGGCAAAAAGUUCACCAGCUUCAGCUCACUCACUGUUGCCAGCGAGUCUGCCAGCAUUGUGGCCAUCGGCGUCUUGUAUGAGCGCGGUCUGGCCAAGACCUCGGCAAAUGGUGGUCGCUUCUCGCAUUGGUCGCUGACCGACUUAUGCUUCCCGCAGCCACGGCUUUUGAAGUUGCUGCUAAUGGGCGAGGCCUUCGAGACUUGGGACCUGGACUUAGGAAAGUCGGUGAGGUACGGCGCAGUCUUUGCAAUCCUGAAUCCGGCACCUCUGCCAUCCUCCAAGUCGGGGACUGGCAGCGAGACGCUGGUUAGCGCCAAGAUUACCCACUCCACUCAACUGGUUCUUCUCGGUACCUGCCCGUCUCUCGGAUUCUGCAGAUGCCGGAAGAAGGAUGGGCUGCCCUGCUCAAUGCCCUGCGACAUCGAUCGCGGAGGUGGAGCCUUGGUGUGCUUCUACCACACCAUGCAGCAGGAGGCGGACAAAGUUCGCAAGUGGAGUACCAAAAACACGACUGCUUCACGUGGCAAGGAUGCUACAACUGCCGGCCUCAUCGUUAAGGAGGGCCCUGCUCUGCGCGCCCCUCCGAGACCGCGACCGGGAGAUCGAGUCGCAAAGGAUCCCGCGCUUGAAAGGCUGCUCAGUGGUCGUUUACCUGCAACUCCUGCCCGUAAGACGAGCGCAGCUGCGGGAGCAGCUCCCACGCCACCUGGCACACAGCCGAUGCCAGCCAAGAGGCAGCAGUCUCCCACCAUGGCAUCUGGCACGCAAGCAGCUGCACCGAAGGGCGACUCGUGGACAUCAGCGCCCAGCCAACGUGCAGCACCACGUGAGCUGGAGCAGGCAGAUGGUGCGGCGCCCGAUGCAGCGAUCGCAGCGCGACAGAUCCUCGCACUCUUUCCGGAUGGCAUUCCUGCGCCGGACCCCAACCGACCGAUGGAAUCACGCAUGCAGUUUGAGAGGGCCAGCUUCGAAGCACUCCGAAGGCGUGAAGUAGGUGGAGCCGGAGUGCCCAGUGCUCCACCGACGCCUUCCCCGCCACAGAAUCUUGCGCAGAGCAAGGGGGUUUCGAAGGACAACCGCGAGUACUCGGGCAAAACAUGCACCAUCUCCGCCCCUGCAGCGCAGGCGACAGCUCCUCCUCCGCCAGCUGUAAGCAUCCGCCAGCUGGAGAGCGACUUUGGACGCAAGGUCGCCCGGCAGCUGGCGUUCAAGGCAGAUCCUCGUCUCGACGUCGUUCGGCAACAGUCGUCGCGUUUUCAGAGUGCCAUGGAAGAAGAGCGAGCUGCAAAACGAAUGAGACGUUUUCAUGAGCUCGAGGCCAUGGAUGCAGCGCAGGAGGUGAUGGAAGAGAUCAAGAGCAUGAAGGUCCGUGCCUGGAGGUGUGCGAAUUGCUUCUCCACUUUCGAGUCGUUCGACCAGCUGAAGAGUUGCCAGGAGAAGGGCCACAAGGUCACGGAGAAAGAAGCGACAAAGACUCGCUGGGAGUGCGGCAGCUGUCGCCACAGUGAGGCUGUUCUGGACCGCCAGCUGCCUUCUUACUGCCGCAGCUGCAAUGGGUGCAACUGGAAGCAGGUCUCCCUCCGGAAAGUGCAGCGCGCCGCACCGAUGGAGAAGGACUUGCUCCUUCCACGUGGAGAGGAGUUGCCCUUCUUGAAUUCCAUCCACAUGCCGGACGUGAUUUCCAAGGCACCGCCGAAGCAAGUCCGUGAAGCACAUGACGACUAUGAGGGGCUCUAA